CCUCAAUUUAUAACCUGUAUUUUCAGAAAUCUCUUGAGAGAAAGCCAAAUAUCGAAUCUAAAUAGGUUUGAGAAAUAACAACAGUCUGUUUCAUGAGAUAACGUGCAAAUGCAACCAAAAAUAAAUAGAAUUAUGGAAAUACAGAUCUUAAUUUCUGGAAACUGAAAUUAAACCAAAAGACAAGGAGAAGCUUGAACUUAAAUCAAAUGGUCAUAGAUGGGUUGGAAAAAGUCCAUAUUACAACAACAGUAUGUUUUAAGUGACAAAAACUAAAAAAAACUCUUUGAUAUAGAUAUAUAUAAAUGUGUUAAAAAUCUUGAAUAUGAAUAAGAAACGAGAAGAAUCAAAGACAAAAAGGCGGCGAUUGGAGAGUGAGGUCUCACAAUCGUCUGGAAUAACAAACCUUUCAAAUGUUACUCAGACCACUGAAUUAUCUAGUAAUUUUACAGACAACUACUCCGAUUCCUCUUCUGUUAAUCAGUUUGUUCAAACAAAACGUGCUAAGAGGCAACCUGCUAGAAAACACCAAGUUUCAUGGAGCAUUGAUGAUGACGACACCUUUGAAAAGGAAAGAGUGAAAGGAGACACGCCGGCACAGCAAUUGAAUCCUAGACAGUAUGAUAAUAAUUUUGCUGGAACAAACAACAGCCAUCGAGCUACAGAGAGUAGGCUCGACACUUUUGCUCUUUCAUACAAUAAACAACCUUUUGACGAAGCAUGUGACCGAAAUAAUUGUAUUUUUCAAUCAAAACUGAGGAGAAACAAAACCUCGCAAAUUCACGGUCAUGAGAACGAUAUUCAGAGGCAAAUACUAUUAGACGAACUUAUCAGACGGAAUGAUGCUCAACAGCUUCAAAGCAAACGAUCUCAGAGUGCGACAUCUUUGCGCGUUAAUAGUGUACAGAACCUGUACGAGUCUCUUCAAUCGCAAAAUGCAGCACAAAAUAUGUUAAAUAAUAAUCCUCCAGUACAAACAGUUGUACACAUAACUUCAAAUGAUUCAAAUUACUUACAUCCGGUGAAUGAAACACAAAUUCUUCAAAGCAGACGAUCUCAGAGUGCGACAUCUUUGCGCGUUACUAGUGUACAGAACCUGUACGAGUCUCUUAAUUCGCAAAAUGCAGCACAAAAAGUGUUAAAUAAUAAUCAUCCAGUACAAACAGUUGUACACAUGACUUCAAAUGAUUCAAAUUACUUACAUCCGGUGACUGAAACACAAAUUCUUCAAAGCAGACGAUCUCAGAGUGCGACAUAUUUGCGCGUUUAUAGUGUACAGAACCUGUACGAGUCUCUUCAAUCGCAAAAUGCAGCACAAAAUAUGUUAAAUAAUAAUCCUCCAGUUAAAACGGUUGUACACAUGACUUCAAAUGAUUCAAAUUACUUACAUCCGGUGACUGAAACACAAAUUCUUCAAAGCAGACGAUCUCAGAGUGCGACAUCUUUGCGCGUUAAUAGUGUACAAAACCUGUACGAGUCUCUUCAACCGCAAAAAGCAGCACAAAAUAUGUUAAAUAAUAAUCCUCCAGUACAAACAGUUGUACACAUGACUUCAAAUGAUUCAAAUUACUUACAUCCGGUGACUGAAACACAAAUUCUUCAAAGCAGACGAUCUCAGAGUGCGACAUAUUUGCGCGUUAAUAGUGUACAGAACCGGUCUGAUAGUCAUCUGUACGAGUCUCUUAAUUCGCAAAAUGCAGCACAAAAUAUGUUAAAUAAUAAUCCUCCAGUACAAACAGUUGUACACAUGACUUCAAAUGAUUCAAAUUACUUACAUCCGGUGACUGAAACACAAAUUCACAGGAACAAUUUAAGAAAGGCGAAAAACAUGUCCGCGAAUUCUGGCGAUAAAUAUAACGCAUAUGCUGAUGUCAUGCGGGAUAAUGAACCUUUUAAUAUAAGUCAAGGCCAGAAAAAAUGUUUCGACUUUUGCAAAAAUUCGUUUUACCGGAAUGGGUUCUAUAUAUUACUGAUUUUCAAUGUGAUACUCAUUCUGCUGAACACAUUCGGACUGCCUUACGUAUAUUUUGCCAUAAAUCAGGAAAAAGAAGUUAGUAAAGCCGCGAACCUGAACGAAGGAGGAGAGUUUGCCAGUGCAGUGCAUUCCGAGUUCUGUGUGAAAUGCAACAAUCUAAAUGAAGUGGUGAAUUCUAGUGAAGUUUCCAUCAAAGACGGACAGUGUUGUAUUAAGUCGGCCGAAAAAUUACUACCAAUACUUCUGGAGAUUGUGGAUGAUAUAGCAGGUGUUCCGCCACCAGAGAAAAAAGCAAAUGUUCCUGUCAUUCAACUGAGAGCUGCCACGACAAGAAACAAAAAUCAUACAAAAAUUAUUUGGCAAAAAAUGCCAGGUGUUGGGAAAAUAAGAUCCAAUGUUACAGACGACGAAAUAAAUGUUCCAAAAACUGGAUAUUAUUAUGUGUACAGCCGAGUACAUUAUAAACUUCCGGCAUACAAAGACGAGUCAGAAGAGUUUACCAUCGUACAUACAAUUUAUAAAACUAAAAAGGAUGACACUGAAAGUCCACUAGAUGAAGUAGUCCAAAGAUGUUUUCCUACUAACACUACUGGUGACGUCAGACAUGCAAAUCAGCUUGGAUCAAUUCACCAUUUAAAGAAAGGCGACAGACUUUUCAUAAAAUUACGUUAUCCACAAUAUUUACUUCCUGAAAAUACACUAUUUGGAUGGUUCAUGGUAGCAACUUAGUUGCCUUAAUUUCGACAAACUUCGUAUAAAUUCGGUAAACUUCGCAUUACUUUGGCAAACUUCGUAUAACUUUGGCAAACUUAAUUCGUAUCAAAACUUCGAUAAACUUUGUAUAACUUCGGCAAAUUUCGUACAACUUCGGCAUGUUUGGUUCUUUUUAAAAUGACAGGGUUUUUUCUCUCUCAUUGUCAUUAAAACGUUGCGUUUGUGCGGAAUAACAUCAUAAUAUGUUUUCAGGUUUGUCUUGUUUAUUGUGAUUAAAUGUGUAUUGAAUGAUUUUUAAAAUAAAUCAACUGUGAUAUUUUUAUUUGUGAGAAAUUUGACCUCAAUCAACGCAUUUAUUUUUCAUUUAUUUCAUUAUUUCAUGUGAAGAUUAUUCAAAAGUCAUUUCUUUUAUUUUUAAAUUUUAACAGUAUUAUUGAUAAUAUUGAUUUGUCCAACCGUGACAGUGUAAAUAGUAUAUUAAAUAGUUUAACAUCUGUGUUACACAAUGUAGCAGAUUCAUUAAUAGUAUUUGGUAAAUGUUUUAGUUUUAACGAUAACGUCUAUUUAAGUGAUAGCUCGUGUAUAGAUUACUCUGACUGGUUCGAUAGAGAAUGUAUCAAUGCUAGAACUUUGUAUUUAGAUGCUUUAAAGGUUUUAAUAGAAAUAAUAAUGAUAUCAACAGAAUAAAUUUGUGUAAAUAUAAAACGGAAUAUAAAAGUAUUUUCGCAAAAAGAAAAGAAUAUAUUAUUGUAAGAAGAUGUUCGAUAUAGAAAAUUUAAAAAAAGGAAACCGAAGCAGUUUUGGAAAUAUUUUAGAAAUAAGUCGACUGCAGACAAUAGCAAUAUUCCAAUAGCUAUAUUUAAAGAAUAUUUUGCUAAUCUAAGUAAUGAUUUAUCAAAAUGUAACAAUAUUGAGGCUGAAAAAUUUUGUGAAGAUUAUUGUUUUGAUGAGACAAAUACUCUAUGAGUAUGAUGAGUUAGAUAAACCGAUUAUUUUAAAUAAAGUUCAAAAUGCCGUAAAAAUGUUUAAACGUGGAAAAUCAUUAGGUAGUGAUUGUUCAAUGAAUGAAUACUUCAUAGAAAGCAUCGAUAUUUUAGGUGCCCAUAUAUGUGAUAUAUUUAAUGUUGUGUUAAACUCUAUUUUUUUAUUCAGAACAAUGGACAGAGGGAAUUAUUAUCCAUCUUCAUAAGAAGGGACGUACUGAUGACGUCAAUUACUAUAGAGGCAUAAUAUUAGUUAGUUGUUUGUCAAAAUUAUUUACCACUCUACUUAAUGUUAAAAUAGAAUCCUUUUGUGAAAGUAACAAUAUCAUAUUCAGAUGCACAAUUUGGUUCCCGUAAAGGGAGUUCUACUACCGAUGCAAUUUUUGUUCUUAUGUCAUUAAUUCAAAAAUUUGUUAAUGAAAAUAAACGUUUAUAUGUUGUUUUUGUCGAUAUGAUUAAAUGUUUGACAGUAUAUAUAGAAAUGCACUAUGGCUGAAAAUGUAUAAAUUAGGAAUAAAAGGUAAAUU
Ruditapes philippinarum (Manila clam) is the source of this 4196-nucleotide messenger RNA. RefSeq lists its product as uncharacterized. Gene Ontology annotation, cellular component: membrane. Bases 323 to 2701 code for a protein of 792 amino acids. NCBI's taxonomy places the organism in Eukaryota, Metazoa, Mollusca, Bivalvia, Venerida, Veneridae. Gene Ontology annotation, biological process: immune response. Gene Ontology annotation, molecular function: tumor necrosis factor receptor binding. The record is from RefSeq and is a predicted model, not a curated record. The transcript is spliced from 4 exons.